AUGGCCAGGAGUAAAACUCGGAAACGUUCUGGAAACAAGCAUAGUAAGAACGGAUCUGUGCUAAAUAGCAGAGCUGAAAUCGCCGCCUUGAUUGAUGCAAGAAAAGUUGAACAUGACAAGAAGAGUGGAACAGUUAUCAACAAACAGUCAGUGGAAAAAUUCGCUAAUGAGAAACUAAAAAAAGAAUUCGAGGAUGUCAUGCAAAGAUUUCAAAUGCAAGAGGGCAGCGCUGGCCCGAAAGAAAUUAUAGAAGAUAAAGAGAGUAUUGAAGUCGCUAUUGCCGAGGAAAAACCUGUCAGGGACAUAAAACAUACACUGGAUGAUGAGUUGGAGGAUACGGUUUUGGAUAACAGCGAAGAGCAUUUUUCAGCUAGAAAACGUAGGAAACUAGAAAAACCAUCGCUAUCACAGCUGAAAAGCCAGGUGCCGUAUCCUCAAGUUAUAGAAUGGUACGAUUGUGACGCAAGGUACCCAAGCUUACUAGCUUCCAUAAAAUGCACUAAAAACGUGAUUCCCGUUCCGAAUCACUGGCAGUCCAAGAAGGAAUAUCUCUCUGGCCGUUCUUUAUUGGGUAAAGGACCUUUCCAGCUUCCUGACAUUAUCAAAAAGACAAACAUAGAACAGAUGAGAUCAACGCUUCCGCAAAGUGGGGUGGAUGCACAGGACGAAAAAUCAUUGAAGGAGGCCUCAAGAGUAAGAGUCCAGCCGAAAAUGGGCACUCUCGAUUUGGACUCCAAGAAAUUACAUGAUGUAUUCUUCAAGAUAGGAGCCAACUGGAAACCUGAUCAUUUGCUAUGCUUCGGUGACAUCUAUUAUGAGAAUAGGAAUCUUUUUGAAGAGGCUAAUUGGAAAAGAAUGGUUGAACGCAAAAGGCCCGGGAGAAUCAGCCAAGAACUACGCGCUAUCAUGAACUUGCCCGAAGGACAGUUACCACCGUGGUGUAUGAAGAUGAAAGAUGUUGGAUUACCUACAGGAUAUUCUGAUUUGAAAAUCGCUGGUUUGAAUUGGGACAUAACGAACUUGAAAGGGGAUGUUUAUGGUAGAAUAAUCCCACACCAUAAUUCAAGGGUCAACAAACUGCCUACAAAUUAUUUUGGUGCAUUGGUUUCGUUUGAAGUCCCUGAAGUUGAAAUUCUAAAUGGGAAUUCGCAGGAAGAUGCGGAAAAUAGGGUCCCUGGUGGAAAAAUUAGCGAAGAAACAGAGCUUAAAAUAGAUCACGCUCAAGACAACAUAUCUGAAGUGAUAGACUUGGAAAGAAAAAUCGAGAAAAAUGAAGGCGAAUCCAAGAGGAAGCUAUAUACUGUAUUAAAAUAA
Messenger RNA from Saccharomyces mikatae IFO 1815, 1314 nucleotides. RefSeq names its product U2 snRNP complex subunit CUS1 (gene CUS1). Gene Ontology annotation, biological process: mRNA splicing, via spliceosome. The transcript has a single exon. Lineage: Eukaryota; Fungi; Ascomycota; Saccharomycetes; Saccharomycetales; Saccharomycetaceae. The record is from RefSeq and is a predicted model, not a curated record. Bases 1 to 1314 code for a protein of 437 amino acids. Gene Ontology annotation, cellular component: U2-type spliceosomal complex; nucleus; precatalytic spliceosome.